GUCUUCAUCACCAAACUCAAACCCACCACCAAACACCAAACAUGUCUCAGCAACCUCAAGAACAAGCCUUGUGCACGAUUGAUCCUUACCAGUCUCCCCAGAUUACGAGAAACCCUGAUGGCUCCAUCACCCGUCUGAUCUCUAUUCCGACCACCGCAGCCUCGCUGGAUCCCGACUCUCCGUCACCGGUUCUCUCCAAAGACCUUCCUCUCAACCCUAACAACGCCACCUUCCUCCGACUGUACCUCCCUCGAAAAAGUACCGUCUUGCUCCCGAAGCUCGGCUUCCGUCGGCCUAUGACGACGCCGUGGAAGCUUUGGAGUGGUUGAGAGCCACCGGCGAGAAAUGGAUACGUGAAUUUUCCGACGUCUCAAGCUGCUACCUCAUGGGCACGAGUGCAGGUGGCAACAUGGCUUACCAUGUAGGACUACCUGUAGCAUCAGCCAUUGAUGAGUUUGGACCGUUGAAGAUCAAAGGGUUGAUAUUGCACCACCCAUAUUUUGGUGGGUCCCAGAGGACUGAGUGAGAGGUGAGGCUUGCCAAUAAUCCAACUCUGCCGCUCAGCCGGAGUGAUCUGAUGUGGGAUUUCACGCCGCCCGUGGGUGCGGACAGAGAUCACGAGUAUUGCAAUCCAACGGUAGUGCGUGAUUUGAGGGCUCUGUGUGCUGAGAUUGCACGGCUGGGAUGGGAGGUAAUAUUAGCAGCGUGUGACCGAGACCCAAUGAUUGAUCGACAGGUGGAAGUGGUGAAGAUCUUGCGAAGCAGAGGAGUGAAGGUGGUAGACCACGUUGGGGAAGGGAAUCAUGGAAUGGAUCUCAUAGAAGUAAGCAAAGUUGGCCCGCUCUUCAACCUCAUUAAAAAAAUAUAU
This is a messenger RNA of Prosopis cineraria, 868 nucleotides long. RefSeq names its product carboxylesterase 1-like. The record is from RefSeq and is a predicted model, not a curated record. NCBI's taxonomy places the organism in Eukaryota, Viridiplantae, Streptophyta, Magnoliopsida, Fabales, Fabaceae. The coding region runs from base 42 to 329 and encodes 95 amino acids. The transcript has 2 exons.